AAACUAGACGUAAAGAAGGCGUGAAAACUGAGAGAUUAAUGAAUAAGGUUUGGAUUGGAAGCUAGGAAAAUUCACAACGAAUGGAAAUUCAUGAAUUGUGGAAGAAACAAAGAACGAAGGAGAGAUGAAGCUUGUGUAAAUUAACGCAUUAAACUACUGCUGGUGAAGGGGUCGUAAGGUCGGCGAUGUUCUCUCUCUCCAUUGACAAGUUUUGGAGCUUGUUCUGCCAUUGGAUUCCUAUGAAUUGCUCUCCAAAGAGAAUUCAGAGUUGUACAAGAGAAAGAAAAAGCAACUCUCAGGAGUUCGUCUGAGCUUUUCCAAGGGAUCCAGCUCCUGCGUGCUGCUAAGGAUACCUAGAUUCGAAAAGCAUCGAUUUAGUGUCGUGGUGUUUUGUUGAGAGCUAUUUCGGUGAUCUGGGAUGUGGAGAGAUAGUGGCACUCCUGCUGAUUCUUUCUACCAAGUCCGCCCCGAGUGUGCUGACGAUGUCCCCAAAACUCGAUUUAAGAUCAAGGCUGGUAGAACUCUAAGUUCAAGGAAAUGGCAUUCUGCAUUUGAUACUGAAGGGCAUCUGGAUAUAAGCAAGACUCUGAGCCGAAUCUAUCGAGGGGGAAUCCAUCCAUCAAUCAGGGGAGAAGUUUGGGAGUUUUUACUCGGCUGCUAUGAUCCAAAGAGUACAUUUGAUGAAAGAGAGCAGAUAAGACAGCGCCGAAGGAUACAAUAUGCUAAAUGGAAGGAAGACUGCCGCAAGUUGUUUCCACUUGUUGGAAGUGGUAAAUUUAUUACUGCACCUAUAAUCACAGAAGAUGGCCAGCCAAUUCAAGAUCCAUUGGUGUUGUUAGAAACAAAUCCAGACAAGGGAGUGAUUGUCCCUGCUCAAAAUGGCAUAAAUGAUUCAAGUACAGGCAAUGCACAUAAUUUAGAAAAGGUGAUGGACAAGAGAAUAAUCCAGUGGAUGUUAACUCUUCAUCAAAUAGGUCUUGACGUGGUUCGCACUGAUAGGACACUGGUUUUUUAUGAGAAGCAAGAGAACUUGUCAAAAUUAUGGGAUAUUCUUGCUGUUUAUGCGUGGAUAGAUUUGGAUGUUGGUUAUUGUCAAGGAAUGAGUGAUCUUUGCUCCCCUAUGGUGAUUCUUCUCAAUGAUGAAGCUGAUGCAUUUUGGUGCUUCGAGCGUCUGAUGCGCAGAUUGCGAGGAAAUUUCAGAUGCACCAAUAAUUCAGUUGGGGUGGAGGCUCAACUAAGUAACUUGGCUUCAGUUACUCAAGUCAUCGAUCCAAAACUUCAUCAACAUAUAGAGGCUCUUGGUGGAGGCGACUAUCUGUUUGCUUUUCGGAUGCUUAUGGUUUUGUUUCGUCGAGAAUUCUCCUUUUGUGACUCCUUGUACCUUUGGGAGAUGAUGUGGGCUCUGGAAUACGAUCCUGACUUGUUCUUGAUAUAUGAAGAGCCUGAAUCAGUUUCCAAAAAAGCUGAGAGAUCAAUUAAAGGAAGAACAAAGUCAUUACGUCAAUGUGGGAGGUUCGAGAGAGAAAACAUGAAAAAUGCCGCAAAGACUGCUGAUGCUCCUCUUCCCAUAUCUGUUUUCCUUGUUGCCAGUGUGUUGAAAGAUAAGAGCUCAAAACUAAUGCAAGAAGCACGUGGCCUGGAUGAUGUAGUCAAGAUAUUGAACGACAUGACUGGAAAAUUAGAUGCCAAAAAAGCUUGCACUGGGGCAAUGAAACUUCACAGAAAAUAUUUGAGAAAGUCUAAUGCCAACAAGUCAUGACACCGUAUGCAACCCAGCAAUUUUUUGUUGGUGUUGAGGUUUCCUGUCUAGCGCCUUUUCCAUGAGGGACAAUAAUAUUGCUGCUUACCUAAUUUGGCUUCGAAGUUUUCUGAAGAGAAGAAUGGCUCUACCUAUCUUUUCUUCACCGGGACAGCUGUUGUAUGUGAAAUUCAUUUUGUUGUUUUGUUUUGUAUAUUCAAAAGAACAGCAUAAGAAGGCUGUAUACGAGAAUUUUUCUGCAGACAUUUUUUCCACUGUAUUUACUCUGUAAAAUAUUUGAUAUGUCAAAAGAAGAAAAUGAUACAAGAAAUAACCAUUCAUGUCAUUGAAGUAA
Neltuma alba is the source of this 2093-nucleotide messenger RNA. RefSeq names its product GTPase-activating protein GYP7. The transcript has 12 exons. Gene Ontology annotation, biological process: activation of GTPase activity. The coding region runs from base 419 to 1759 and encodes 446 amino acids. NCBI's taxonomy places the organism in Eukaryota, Viridiplantae, Streptophyta, Magnoliopsida, Fabales, Fabaceae. The record is from RefSeq and is a predicted model, not a curated record. Gene Ontology annotation, molecular function: GTPase activator activity.